AUGAAUACAAUUGUAAAUCUGACAACUGGUAUUUUUCAAAUAGUAUCAGCUGCUGCGAUUGGACUGUUUACAUUGAUUACAAUAUGCACAUCGAUUUCUUCGGGGAUUAACACAAGCAGAACUUUUUUAAAAGUGUCAAAUUUGUCCAACUUGUUUGGAACCAUGUUCUUUAGUUUUGCAUUUUCCAAAGAGAUUUUAACUUUGGUGAACAUUGCACAUCCAAAAGUUGAUUUGAAAAAAUGCGUUGGAUUAUCAACAUGCAUAGCAUGCAGUAUAUAUGUAUUGAUUGGUGUAUUUGGUGCGCUUGGGUUUGAUCUGGAUUCAAGCAAUACCAUUGUUGCGGCAAUGUAUAGUAGCCAACACGAUAAUUUAAUCGGCAUAAUUGUGUUGGAAAUCAUGCUUGUUUUGAUACCACUCUGCACCUGUAUAGCUUCAAUUUUAGUCAACAUGUCCAUAAUUCAAUUAAACCUUGUUACUGGGCAAAUUUGCUCCAAACCAUGGGCUCGGUUUUGGGGUGUCAUUGUGCCAUUGUGUAUUGCUGUUCCGCUGCAGUCAGGCAUUGGAGUUGCUCAUUUUCGAUUUUGGACAAACUUGACGUUUCAGGCAUUGUGCAAUUAUAUUGUACCAUUUCUAAUCAUGAUGAUGCUUUCAAAGCGCAGUCUAGUUAUGAAUCAGUCGAUCAUGGACGAUAUUGAGUUUUUGGACAUUACAGCUGGAAUCAAAAAAAUGUACCGUGAUGAUGAGGAUGAUUUUGAUUACAUUUAUCAUCUCCCACAUGCAGAUCUUGAUCGGAUAGUCAUUCGCGAUCCAUUCAAACCAUCUCACCCUGUUCAUUCUAAAACAAAAUCAAUUGGCAACUUAUCCCUUACAUCUCGCCAUUCCAUCAAAGCAAUUCGUAGCACGCUAGAUGUGAAUGUUGGGAAACUGUCUGCAUCGUAUCGUGCAGCUAUUGCUUCCCAUAGCUCAUUGAACCAAUCCAAGUCCAGUUUAUCCGAUUUGACAACUGGUCAAACAAGCAGUUCAAACAUGGUUUCAGAUGUGGUGGAUAUCAAUCCAAAAGGAACUUUGAGCAUGAUGAAUAGCACUCUGGGAUUGACGAUGGAUAUGAGCCGAUCGAGUUUGAAGAAAUCGCAUUUGACUGCUGGUGGAUUGCUGAAUCCAAAUCAAAAUGCACAUAUAAUCAGAUCAAAACGAGUCAGUGUAAGCAGCAACGAAACGAGUAGUCGCCAAAGUAAGAUUGGUGGUAAUAUGGCAAAUAUUGACAAUGGCAAUUCCGAGUAUCUUGGUGGUCUGCAGUAUGGCAAUGGUGAAUUGAUGGAUAUUUUUGACGACGAAUACAGUCGGGAUGAAGCGAUUCAAAUGGAUACUUUAGCCAUGGUUAAGCCAUUCAAAGCAAUGCCUAGAUGGUUGACUAACAUCAUGCGACCACAAUGGAUUGCUGGAUUAGGCGCUUGUUUGGUGUUUGGGCUUACUGUUCAUUCGUUGAUUACAGCAGCAAUAUAUCAACAGACACAUUCGGUAUAG
Batrachochytrium dendrobatidis JAM81 is the source of this 1524-nucleotide messenger RNA. RefSeq lists its product as uncharacterized. The coding region runs from base 1 to 1524 and encodes 507 amino acids. NCBI's taxonomy places the organism in Eukaryota, Fungi, Chytridiomycota, Chytridiomycetes, Rhizophydiales. The transcript is spliced from 7 exons. The record is from RefSeq and is a predicted model, not a curated record.